AUGAAACGUGGUCACUCCGAGUGCAGCGAAGUGUGGUCAAUCGGUUGUAUGCUGUACUGUAUGUUAAUAGGAAAACCUCCAUUUGAAUCAGAUAGUCUUGAAGAGACGUAUGCAAGAAUUCAAGCUGGUCAAUACUCCUAUCCCCUUUGGACUAAAAUCUCAGACGAGGCCAAAGACCUUAUAAAUGCAUGUUUAAUUCAUUCGGCAAACUUCCGUCCAACUAUCAAAGAGAUACAGGACGAUCCAUGGAUGGUCAUGUGUCAUCCUGUGCCAGAAAGUUUGCUGCAAAGGGCUAAGAGUAUGAAGGACUUAGCAAGACACGACGCCAAUGGCAAUAUAAUAAGUGGAAGAAGUCCUCACCGACCUCGUUCCACGUUAGACCUUGCGUCAGCACAAGCUUGUGCCAACAGAUCUCGACGCAAAUCGAUCGUGAGCACUCAUGAUUCUGGAUUUGGCUCCGAUCCUGAUAUGUCUCGCCGACCUGCUUUAGCAGCUGCAGUGAAUGGCUACCUGAACGAUAUCAGUGGCCUCCUCGGUGGAACAUGUGAUUUUGCUUUGGAGCCAUGCCCUCUACCACCAGUUUUUGUCUCGAAAUGGGUGGAUUACACCAAUCGUCGUGGGUUCGGAUGCCAAUUCAGUGAUGGUUCAAUAUCUGUGAAAUUCAACGAAGGGCUGUGUUUAAGCUGGCCAACAAAUUCUCCCACGAUAAUCUAUGCGCAAACCCCGUUCUCAUCUCCUCAUGUUGUUCAUCCAGGAACCAUUCAGAACUCAGGGCUUUCUGCAACCCACAUUGAGAUUGCACGACAGUAUCGUGAGUACAUGGAGCGGGAAUUGGCCGAUACGGAUCUUCUGAUGUCACAAGCGUCGCGAAAUGCGGCUUUGGCAUCUAACCAUACCCCACCUUACCUGGUCUUCACUCAUCUGGGAUCUGAGUGCCUUAUUAUGGUGUUUAGUGAUGGAACAACACAGGUCAAUCUUAUGAAACGCCGUUCAAAAAUAGUGCUAUGGAAUGGUGAAGGUGGUCCUAGCGAUGACCCUGACUCGAAGUUUACAUCAAUAGCUAUUAUAGAGCGAGGUUUCGCUCCUUUCGCUUAUCGUAUACGACCCGGUCAUAUGUAUGGCUUGGAGCUACCGCAAAGUCUGGAGGAUUCUUUGUUCGUGGUGCGUCGAGUGCUGAACAUGGAAUGCGAUUUUUUGCACAUUUCUCGUCGACCGAUCCAAUCGACUGAAUGUUGA
Molecule: messenger RNA, 1236 nt
Organism: Cooperia oncophora
Lineage: Eukaryota; Metazoa; Nematoda; Chromadorea; Rhabditida; Trichostrongylidae
Source: the annotation of a GenBank genome assembly